Wasmannia auropunctata (little fire ant) is the source of this 503-nucleotide messenger RNA. RefSeq names its product cytochrome P450 4c21-like. The transcript has 3 exons. Bases 93 to 488 code for a protein of 131 amino acids. Gene Ontology annotation, molecular function: iron ion binding; monooxygenase activity; oxidoreductase activity, acting on paired donors, with incorporation or reduction of molecular oxygen. The record is from RefSeq and is a predicted model, not a curated record. Lineage: Eukaryota; Metazoa; Arthropoda; Insecta; Hymenoptera; Formicidae.
AAAAACAUCGCCGAGUUAAUCAUAUCUGCAUUUUGAUAUAAAAGUUAAUAUCAAGUUACACUGGCACCUUGUUUUGGUUAUAGCUCAAUACAAUGUUGUUGUACGUAAAUGUAUUGAUUUGUUUGGCUAUUGCUUUUAUAAGUUAUUUCUUUUGGAACUGCUACCAAAAAGUGUUUUUUAUAAAAAAAUUAGAUAACGUACCAGGACUAAAAACAUUGCCACUUAUUGGUAGUUUCUAUCAUCUUCUGAAAAAUUUUGAAGAUUUUCUAGAGGUUUUAGUAAAUAUACUUCAAGAUUAUCCAUCUCUUUGUCAAGUUUGGAUAGGCAGCAAGCUUUUAAUUGGUAUAUCCUCACCAGAUAUAGCAAAAUUUGUCUUAAACAGCAAAAAUUGUAUAGAUAAAGCUAGUCUCUAUAAACUCGUACCUCCAGUGUUUGGAAUGGGAUUACUUACUGCUCCUGGUAAGUUAUAUACAAGAGUAAAACACUAAACAAAUUGCAAGUUU